Messenger RNA from Nanorana parkeri, 5446 nucleotides. It is a transcript of the gene COL5A2, whose product is annotated as collagen type V alpha 2 chain. The record is from RefSeq and is a predicted model, not a curated record. The coding region runs from base 1 to 4530 and encodes 1509 amino acids. NCBI's taxonomy places the organism in Eukaryota, Metazoa, Chordata, Amphibia, Anura, Dicroglossidae. Gene Ontology annotation, molecular function: extracellular matrix structural constituent; protein binding. Gene Ontology annotation, cellular component: collagen type V trimer. The transcript is spliced from 55 exons.
AUGAAGCCAGCUUCCCAGCUAGUCAUGAAGCCAGGAGGCUCCAUUAUUCUUUGCGGCACUGCUGGUCAGAGGGAACAUCCCUCUGCCCGGCAGUUCUGGGAUCGAGGGGAAACAGAAGGUUUGUCCUGCAAGCAAGGGGAUAAUGUGUAUAUGAAUCAAGAUGUUUGGAAGCCAUCUCCCUGCCAGAUAUGUGUCUGUGAUAGUGGUGCCAUUUUGUGUGAUGACAUCCAGUGCCCUGAGAUCGUAGAAUGUGACAAUCCUGAGGUCCCAUCUGGAGAAUGUUGUCCAGUUUGCAGAUCUGGAGGUCGCCCCAAUAGUCCCGGUAGAGGAUUAAAGGGUCAAAAGGGAGAGCCUGGGGAUGUGCCUGCUGUAUCUGGGAUACGUGGCCGGCCAGGACCUGCUGGACCUCCUGGAUCACAAGGACUUAGAGGAGACAGAGGACCAAAGGGGAGACCUGGUUCUCGGGGUCCUGGUGGAAUUGAUGGAGAACCUGGUAUUCCUGGACAUCCUGGUGAACCUGGACCUCCUGGAAAUCCCUCCAUUAUCUAUAUAAAAAUGCUAGGCAUCGCAGGGGCGGAACUACCGGCGGUGCAACCGCCACUUCAGUCUCAGAUGCAAGGAGGCUUUGAUGAAAAAUCUGGACUUGGCUCCCAAAUAGGACUAAUGCCUAGUUCAUUGGGACAAGCUGGACCAAGAGGCCCCCAGGGUGCACCUGGAAACCAGGGUGGCAUGGGUCCCUCGGGUUCUCCUGGAGAAGCAGGUGAACCAGGUGGUAUGGGUCCAACAGGUCCACGUGGCCCUGAAGGUCCUCCUGGAAAACCAGGCGAAGAUGGAGAGGCAGGAAGGGCAGGACAGACAGGUGAAACAGGAUUCCCAGGAUCUGCUGGAGCCAGAGGAUUUCCUGGUGCUCCUGGACUACCUGGACUAAAAGGACACAGAGGUCAUAAAGGUUUGGAUGGUCCAAAAGGAGAAAUUGGAGCAGCUGGAUCAAAGGGAGAAUCGGGUCCUACUGGUCCAAUGGGUACAAACGGCCCUCCGGGACCAAGAGGAAUGCUUGGUGAGAGAGGACGUAUUGGACCUCAAGGUACACCUGGUCAAAGAGGCGCUAAUGGGCUUCCUGGAGCAGCUGGUGCUAUAGGCCCCUUAGGCUUAAGUGGUGCAUCAGGAUUUCCUGGCAUCCCUGGAAUGAAGGGUGAAGCUGGGCCAACGGGAGCACGGGGGCCUGAAGGACCCCAAGGAUCAAGAGGAGAGACUGGAUCACAAGGACCAGCUGGUCAAUCCGGUCUUCCUGGUGUUGCCGGAACUGAUGGCACGGGUGGUUCUAAAGGACCAACUGGGGGCCCUGGUGUUGCAGGUUCUCCUGGCCUUAUUGGACCACCUGGAUCUCCUGGACCUCAAGGAAGUACUGGAGCACCUGGUAUUCGUGGCUCAGCGGGUGAUCCUGGUGUACCUGGUUUUAAAGGUGAAGGUGGUCCCAAAGGUGAACCUGGUCCCCAUGGCCCACAAGGCGCAAUUGGUCCACUUGGAGAAGAAGGAAAAAGAGGUCCCCGUGGAGAUCCAGGAUCACUUGGGCCACCAGGCCCAGUUGGGGAAAGGGGUGCUCCGGGUAAUCGAGGUUUCCCUGGAUCUGAUGGUUUACCUGGACCUAAGGGAGCUCAAGGUGAACGUGGAGUUGCAGGAGUCUCAGGACCUAAAGGAGCUAAUGGGGAUCCUGGUCGUCUUGGAGAGCCUGGACUUCCUGGUGCCAGAGGUCUGACUGGAAAUCCUGGAGUCCAAGGUCCAGAGGGCAAACUAGGUCCAGUGGGAGCUUCUGGAGAAGAUGGUCGUCCAGGUCAACCUGGUCCAAUUGGAAUUCGUGGUGAAACUGGUACCAUGGGGCCUGCUGGUCCAAAAGGAAACAGUGGAGAUCCCGGAAAGGCAGGUGAACAAGGCCUUGCAGGAGUUCCUGGACAAAGGGGAACGCCUGGAAAGGAUGGUGAAGUUGGCCCCUCCGGUCCUGCUGGUCCAUCAGGACCCGCAGGUGACAGAGGAGAACAAGGACCACCAGGUCCCACAGGAUUCCAGGGAUUACCAGGUCCACCAGGUCCUCCUGGAGAGACUGGGAAGCCAGGUGAUGAGGGAGUUCCUGGAGAUUCUGGAGCUGCAGGGCCACUUGGUCGAAGAGGAGAGCGUGGUAAUCCUGGUGAAAGAGGAGAACCGGGUGCUACAGGACUUCAAGGUGAAAAGGGGAUGGCUGGAGGUCAUGGACCUGAUGGACUAAAGGGAAAUCCAGGUCCAACUGGAACACCUGGUGAUGUUGGACCGCCUGGUCUACAAGGUAUGCCUGGAGAAAGAGGCAUAGCUGGAACAUCAGGCCCAAAAGGUGACAGAGGAGGUAUUGGAGAAAAAGGUUCUGAAGGUACAGCUGGCAAUGAUGGAGCAAGAGGUCUUCCUGGUCCACUUGGACCAUCAGGUUCUGCAGGCCCAGCAGGUGAAAAGGGUGAGCCCGGUCCAAGAGGUGUAAUGGGUCCAGUUGGGUCACGUGGAACUCCUGGUUCUCGAGGAGAAAAUGGCCCCACAGGUGCUGUUGGUUUUGCUGGUCCACCGGGACCUGAUGGGCAACCUGGUGUGAAAGGAGAACCUGGAGAGUCUGGUCAAAAAGGGGAUGCUGGAUCUCCUGGUCCUCAAGGUCUUUCUGGAUCUCAUGGUCCACAUGGACCUCAUGGUGUGCCUGGACUUAAAGGUGGUAGAGGAACCCAAGGACCCCCGGGAGCAACAGGAUUUCCUGGUUCCGCUGGCAGAGUUGGACCUCCCGGGUCUGCUGGAGCUGUGGGUGCUCCUGGCCCUAUUGGCGAUCCAGGCAAGGAAGGUCCACCAGGUAUUCGUGGUGAGCCCGGGGCACAUGGUAGAAUUGGAGACAGAGGUCCUGCAGGCCCCUCUGGAAGUCCCGGUGAUAAAGGAGACUCUGGAGAUGAUGGACAGUCGGGUCCUGAUGGUCCACCAGGUCCAGCUGGAACAACAGGUCAAAGGGGUAUAGUUGGCAUGCCUGGUCAAAGAGGGGAAAGGGGAAUGACAGGACUUCCAGGGCCAGCUGGAUCCCCUGGAAAAACCGGCUCUACUGGUUCUACUGGGGACAAAGGCCCAUCUGGUCCCAUUGGUCUUCCCGGUGCUAAUGGUCCUGUUGGUGAACCAGGUGCAGAGGGUCCUCCUGGUAAUGAUGGUUCCCCUGGACGUGAUGGAGCUCUUGGAAAACGUGGUGAUCGUGGUGAUCCUGGACCUGAGGGUCUAGCUGGAUCUCAAGGUGGCCCAGGAACACCAGGACCGGUAGGCUCACCAGGAGAAGCUGGGCCAAGAGGUGAAACAGAAUCCCGUGGUCCCAUGGGUCCUCCAGGUAGAGCUGGAAAACGAGGCUUUCAGGGACCCCAAGGACCUCGUGGAGACAAAGGAGAUAAUGGUGAACGUGGAGAUAGAGGGCAAAAAGGACAUAGAGGUUUUACUGGUUUGCAAGGUCUACCAGGUCCACCUGGUCCCAUUGGAGAACAAGGUGCUACUGGUCUUCUCGGACCCUUUGGUCCCAGAGGUCCACCUGGUCCAACUGGGCCUCCAGGUAAAGAAGGUAAUCAAGGAUCAAGUGGACCGAUUGGACCACCCGGCCCGAGAGGAACUGUUGGUGAAGCAGGGCCAGAGGGUCCUAAUGGAGAUGCUGGUCCACCAGGUCCACCUGGGCCCCCAGGCCUUCUGACAGCUGGCUUAGAUGAUCUAUUUGGUGGCUAUGAUGAUGUACCAGACCCUCCUCCAGAAUUCAGUGAGGAUGAGGCAGCAGGCGAUGGUAAAAAGAAUGAUCCAGGUGUUCAAGCGACUCUGAAAUCACUAAGCAGCCAAAUAGAGACAAUGCGUAGACCUGAUGGCUCUAAAAAGAAUCCAGCACGUACAUGUGAUGAUCUAAAACUCUGUCAUUCUUCAAAGAAAAGCGGAGAAUACUGGAUAGAUCCUAACCAGGGCUGCACCGAAGAUGCCAUCAAGGUUUAUUGUAAUAUGGAAACAGGGGAGACUUGUAUAUCAGCAAAUCCUGCCAAGAUACCUAUUAAGACUUGGUGGACUGGUAAAGGUGGAGAUAAUUUCAAGCCCAUAUGGUAUGGUGUGGAUAUGAACAGAGGAGCACAGUUCGUCUAUGGAGAAAGCGAUUCACCAAAUACAGCUGUCACGCAAAUGACCUUUUUACGUCUUCUGUCAAAAGAGGCUUCACAAAAUAUAACCUACUAUUGUAAAAAUACAAUCGGAUAUUUGGAUGAGAAAAAUCAGAAUCUAAAGAAAGCUGUUAUUCUUAAAGGUGCUAAUGAUCUUGAUAUUAGAGCAGAAGGGAACAGCCGUUUCAGAUACACAGUUUUGGAAGACACUUGUUCGAAACGCAGCGGAAAUGUAGGCAAGACUAUCUUUGAAUACAGAACACAAAAUGUGAAACGCCUACCAAUUAUUGAUAUUGCCCCUGUGGACAUUGGCAGCGCAGAUCAAGAGUUUGGAGUAGACAUUGGGCCAGUUUGCUUUUUGUAAAUCACCGACAGAACAAUCUAGAAAUUUUGAGUGACUGACGUUAUCCUGAGACUCUUGAAAAUAAUAGCUGGAAAACACCAGCACUGUACAUACAGGUUUCUAUGAAUUGCCAUUUUGUUAAUUGCCUGGCCUACCACCAAAUAUUUAUUUUAUUUUACAUUUUUUAGACAAAGUUAAGAGCAGAAAUACUGUAAAAGGACCAAUGUUUCUUUGUAGUUUUCAUUUGCAGUGUAUUCUUUCAUAAUUAGGAGUGACCCAGCAUCUAAUUGGGAAAUGUAUAGGCAAAAGUUUUAUGUUUACAUCAAUGCAUGCCCAAUAUCCUGACAUGUAAAGGUACCUUUCCAGAUUAUACUUGUCCAGGUAUAUAAAUGUGUUUUAAGGCACCAUUGUUUUACUUUGGAUCCAGCUCAUCAAGCUUUAUAUUUUACAAUGUGCAAUUAGUGAUACAUAGGCUAAAACAGUGACUGUGGUAGAAACCAUAUGUCAGUAUUGGGGUCCUUUCCCAAGUUGCCAAAUAUACAUUGUCUGUAAAUAUCCUUUCCCAAGGUUUUGAUCGUAUCUGUCCUCUUCACAGUGUUCAUAAUGUGAGGGAUUGGUUGGUUUGGUUGCAUGCCCCUGCAUAGUUUUAGUAUGUGGACUUAAACUAGAUGUCAAUAUUUAUUAUUGUCAUCCAUGGUUGUGAAAAAAUUUCAUAAUCCUUCAAGUUUUCUUCUGUUCUCCGCAAUUGACCAGUAAGUAUGGACAGAUCAGUAAUAAAUUUACCAUUCAAUCCAAAUUGUUGUACAAAAUACCGUAGAAAUUAGUUACACAGCUUGAUGGAUUAGCUCUAUCUUUUUGUAUUAUAGUUUAUCUGUAAUGCAAGAACACUGAAGUGAAAGUUAUGGCACCAGAAUAAAGUUCAGUCGAGAAUACCAUU